AUGAGUGCAAGUCGGCAGCUGAGUCGCCAUGCGCUCACGAUGAAGGGACGCACUUACGAGCUGAAGGACAUAUACUUGAAUUGCGGUGUGCCGAUGACAGGCACGGCACAUUUGCCGUCGUCGAUAAGCUUAGUUCACGACCCGAUCCAUAUCGCGGUACUCACUUCGCAGGUCGCAGCUAUGUCCUGUACAGUCCCGACAACGAUCCUGAACAGACCUGCGAAAGGGAUAGACAAUGCUCAUGAGCCGGUUGUUUCUUACAUACGCAAACGGCUUUCCCCUGAAGCAGAGGUCACUGGUGUCGAUGCUCAGCAUUCCGAUGAAAUGGCUAAUACUAAGUGGCCUGUCACCAAUCAUAUCACACCUCCUGAUUGGAUUCAACUUGUGCAUAAAGCCAUGCGCGAGUCAGGUGUCCAGAUUCAAUACCAGCUAUGGCAUACAUUGUUGUUAUAUAACUGUACUCAGCUCCCUUCAUCAAGAAGACCAAAAUGGAAUCAGCUUAGGCUUAUGCAGGAGAGCUCGCAUGGCAUCUUUAGCGGCAGACACGACGUCUCCUUCAUGAUUAAACAACAUCACAACGGCUUCAAUCCCGAUAACGAGAAAAAGGAGAUCCUCGCGGACGUUGUGAAGGGCAUGGUAGAUUCUUCGACAGACCCAGAUGAGGGUUACUUCGGAGGCAACCAGGGCUCUUGA
Talaromyces atroroseus is the source of this 693-nucleotide messenger RNA. RefSeq lists its product as hypothetical. The coding region runs from base 1 to 693 and encodes 230 amino acids. The transcript has 2 exons. Lineage: Eukaryota; Fungi; Ascomycota; Eurotiomycetes; Eurotiales; Trichocomaceae. The record is from RefSeq and is a predicted model, not a curated record.